Molecule: messenger RNA, 1815 nt
Organism: Periconia digitata
Lineage: Eukaryota; Fungi; Ascomycota; Dothideomycetes; Pleosporales; Periconiaceae
Source: the annotation of a GenBank genome assembly
CCAGACAGCUUCCCUCGCCUCGCCGACAUGGCCCUCUCCGUCGUCGCCCUCAGCAUUGGGACCCCCGCGCUGCACACCAUCCACGGCCACGACACCCUGACCUCCAUUGUGCGCACCCCUUUCGACGGGCCUCUCACCCUGGACCCAGACCAAGGCAUCGCUCACCACCGCUCCGCCAUCCACAACGCCCAUGUCUACGCCUUCUUCUCCCACCACUACGACUUCUGGACCGCCCGCCUGGGCAUUGCCCGCGCCUCCUGGGAUUGGUGCCACUGGGGCGAGAACCUGACUCUCGCUGCACAAGACACUUCGCUCAACGAGACGGCUGUCUUCGUUGGCGAUGUCUGGGAGUUCCAGGACGGUCCUGUCCUGCAAGUUGCUGGCACUCGUGUGCCCUGCAGUCGGCUCGCAUGGCGAUGCGGCCAGACGGGCGACUGGCUGUCCGACGUGGCCAAGUUGGGCUUUUGCGGUGUUUACCUGCGCGUGCUGCGACGAGGACAGCUACACGCCGGUCAAAAAGCACGCAUCGUGCCGUCUGCUGGUCCCCUAAGAGUGCCUGUUUCCGACAUCCCGUCGUCCAUGUUUGCUCCUGUCUCGGACCCGGCCACCCGUGAUCGUGUUCAGCGCAUCUUGCAGCAUCCAGAUCUGGAAGACAUGAAUCGGCAGUCCCUGACACGCAAGCUCUCCAUGAUACAGGACCAAACUCUUGCUGGGAGAAAUGCCUGGAAAGGCUGGCGGAAACUGCGCAUAACAAGCGUGGUGCAAGAGUCUGCCGAUGUUAAUUCGUUCUAUCUCGAGGCAGCAGAUGAAUUGCCGUUGGCUAGCUUUGUGCCUGGUCAAUUCCUGACCAUACGUCUUCCCUCAGGUCUCGUGCGAUGCUGGUCACUCUCUUCAUGGUCUGGAUCACAAGCAGACCCCCGUUUCUACCGCAUUAGCGUCAAGAAAGGACCCAACGCGUCUCGGUGGCUCCAUGACUCGGGUCUUGAAAACGUGUCUCUAGACGUUCGCAGCCCAGCUGGCUUUUUCACUCUCGACCUCAAACCGCAGUAUCCCCCACGUCAAAUCUACAUCUCUGCUGGCAUCGGCAUCACAGCCCUGCUACCUAUGGUCCAAGCCCACUUUGAUCACGAAACGUUCCGCCGCACGCCCGCCCUCUGGGUCCGUGUCGCCCGCGACGGAUCCACGUCGGGCCUCUUAUCAAGUGACAUGCCCAGAAACGAAUACACCAAAGAGUUUUUGGUAUGCAAAACCUUCUUCACGCAUCCUCGAUUAUCCAUGGACACCAUAGGUCAGAACCAUGACUAUGUCGGCAGACCAACUCAAGAUGCAAUCUCCGAGCUAUUGCGCGAUCCCUACUUUAUUGAUCCAAUGCGCAUCACCCCCAUUCAGAUACCGGGAACUGUGGGUACCGCCUAUAUCUGCGGACCCCCUUCGUUUUGCGAAGAUAUGCGCUCCCUUCUAUUGCUGGCAAAGUUUCCCGCACACUCAAUUCACACGGAAUCAUUCUCGGUGCAAACACCUUCUUUGUCAUCCCUUUCCAGCAUUGUCCCAGAAAAAGCAGUCGUGAAUUUCACACGCUCAGACACAGAAUCUGUAUGGAGAGAAGGAACCCAUUCCAUUCUUGAGUUAGCCGAGAAUCAGGGGCUUCAACCUGAGUACGGAUGCAGGUCCGGAUCCUGUGGCAGCUGUGAGGUGAAAUUGAAAAAGGGAACGGUGCGAUCAUGGAGUGGGCAGGCCGAGAACGAUCAGUCUGAUGGUAUGGUAAGAAUCUGCUCAGCAGUACCAACGAGUCGUCUUGUAGAAUUAGAGUUUUAG